Molecule: messenger RNA, 505 nt
Organism: Prorocentrum cordatum
Lineage: Eukaryota; Dinophyceae; Prorocentrales; Prorocentraceae
Source: the annotation of a GenBank genome assembly
GAGAUCGCCGCCAUCUGGGAGCGCUCGGACGCCUCCGGCAGCGGCGCCCGCACCAAGCGGCCGCUGAGACCGGUGGGCCGCCCCCCGCCGUACGCCCCCCCCGAGCCGAAGCGGCCGCUGGCCCGGCGCCUCGCCGAGGCCCGCCAGGCGUCGGCGGAGCCGCGCGGCGAGACGCCGGCCGCCUCGGCCCCGCCCUCCUCGCAGCGCCCGGCGAGGGAGGCCGCGCAGCGCUCGAAGGAGCGCCCGCCUCGCGAGCGUCGCGAGGAGAGGUCUUCCGAGGGCGCCGCGCCGCGCGGCAAGAAGCCCUCGUGGUCCGCCUGGCCGGACAGCGGAAAGGCGAAAACGGGCACGUGGUGAUCCCGAGGUGUGCGGGGCCAUCCUGCCCACACUGUGUUGAGGCGGGCGUGUUUUCCGGUGCCGCGGCGGGGGCUCCUCGGGGGCGGACAGGGCAGGAGGCAGCACUGCAGCAUCCAGCCCCGCGCGCCGCGGCGCCGCGCGAUCCCCC